Molecule: messenger RNA, 367 nt
Organism: Priapulus caudatus
Lineage: Eukaryota; Metazoa; Priapulida; Priapulimorpha; Priapulimorphida; Priapulidae
Exons: 3
Source: RefSeq, a predicted model, not a curated record
GUCGUAUCAACCAGUGCUGCGCUACUCGUAUAACUCCACGGCUGACUGGCAGGAGGCGCUACUCAUCGUCACUGUGGUGGGCAUCGCGACGGACGUGCGCGUUGACAACGUCACCGGUGGAUGCUCGCGACUCGCCGAAGACAACGCUGAAUUUGCCUUCACAUUAGCGCCUGGAUUUGACACAGCGUGGGUUUCCAACGAAACCCUAGAAAUGGAUGCAAGGUGCGUGUAUGACUUCACCCUGCAGCUUGGACAAGCCAGCUCAGACGGCAACGCAAGCACCACACUGACGAUAGACUCACUGCUGCUGCUGCCAAACACAAGCAAUUUCACUGUGUAUCAGCUGGCAGACGACGAUCAGCAAUAA